Molecule: messenger RNA, 1028 nt
Organism: Physella acuta
Lineage: Eukaryota; Metazoa; Mollusca; Gastropoda; Physidae
Source: RefSeq, a predicted model, not a curated record
UGAACGACAUAGCUGUCUAUACAAAAAUAUCUGAAGGUGACUACACAAUCAUGGCAAGUGAAGAAGAUCUAUCAAAAUAUUUUACAGGUAAACAUGAAGUGCAAGAAUGUCUUCAAGGUCAACGUGAGACAGAUCUACCCUCACACCUGGCAAACUGUGAAAAAAAUCCUAUCCAUAAAAUUUUUAUACCUGUAAAUCAGUUUAGUCUUGAACAUUUUCCUUCUGAUUACCGUGACAAUGACCUGUAUCACUUUACAAAAGGCCUAGCUGACCUAACGAUCAGGAUAGCCGUUAAGUACACCAGUCCAGAUAGACCAGAGUUUUUACCAGGGACUACAGAUCCAUAUCCUGGCUACAACAUCAAGGGACAGAACUCACUGAGGACGGGGACUGGAAAGGUGUUGUGGGUGAAGAAAUACACAGAGGGAGAAGACGAUGACAUGAGUUGUCCUUGUCCUGAAUGUGACUUUUCAGACACACCCAGCAAAGUGUGGUGGGGGGUUGUCGCAGUGACAGCCAGACAUGUCAUUUUUAAUGAGAGUGAGGCGAGGCAGUCUACCUGUAGAUUAUGGUUUGAUGAUAAUCAAAGUCCUGUGUUAAAGAUCUAUGGUUCGGCGGUGGGUGAUUCAAAUACUAAAGAAGACUUGUGUUUUUUGUAUUGUGUGUCUCAUGACUUAGACAUAGGUGAUAAACUAAAGAAGAUGGUGGACCGGAGUAAAGGUCUAUGGAAGAAAGUCAGUGAAAAAUACAAGAGUCGUAAACAUGUAGAAAAGCUGACCAUUAUAGUGUCACAUCCUCAUGGCUGUGUUAAGCAGGUCUCUGUUGGUCACUGGGUACACAGGCAGGUGGUGGAGGGUAGACGGACAAGGUACACGUACACAACGUGUACCUGUCCAGGCAGCUCUGGGGCUCUGGUCUACAGACUGGGGUGUAGCUGGGGGUCUUUCCAUCCCCACAUUGGAGGUACCUCUAACCCUAAUUCUAGUCGAUUAAAUUAUAGUGGAGUGUGGUUUGAUAAAGAAAUAUGA